AUGGAAGCCGUUCGGAAAGUUCUUCAGGAAGGCGACGAAUACGACCUGCCGACGGAUGGCGCCGAAUGCCUCAUUGAAGUCAUGGAGGAUCCUGAUUCCAUGUUCCCCGAGAAAGAGACGGUUCUCACCCUCGGAGACGCCAGCACAGACGAAAGGCUUGCCCUGGAACAAGCCAUCAUGAAGAUGAGGCCCGGAGAGGUUGACGAAAUCCGCAUUGGAAACAAGACUACAACAUUCAAACUGGUCGCUUUCAACAGUGGCCUCAAGGUUUUCGAGAUGAGUACGACUGAAAAAUGGCGACUGGCGAAUUGGCACAAGGACAAUGGAGUGACUCUGUUCAAAGAUGGAAGGGUGGAUUGGGCCUUCAGAAGAUUUUCAUUGGCUCUUAAGUACAUCAUAUCUCUCGCACACGACGUUCCUUCAAGCGAACACGACGAUGAGGACAUGAAUAUUAAUCGGCUUCGGAUGCUUGUCUAUUUGAACCUGUGUGCCUGUCAACUUAAAGCGGAGAGUUUCGAUUUCGCCGUUGUGAACGCUACGAAAGCCCUGGAAAUCGAUUCGAAGAAUGCUAAAGCUCUUUUUCGACGCGGGACUGGUCUGAUGCAUCUACAGGAGUACGAGCGAUCUCUCGAGGAUUUGAAGCUCGCCCUGGAGCUCGAGCCCGGCAACACACAAAUAUUGUCAGCUCUACAGGAUCUGAAGAAUCGUAUGGGUUCACUUGAUGCCAAAGUCGCAGCCGCCAUGAAGAAGAUGUUCCAGUGA
Messenger RNA from Galendromus occidentalis (western predatory mite), 762 nucleotides. RefSeq names its product peptidyl-prolyl cis-trans isomerase FKBP62-like. Lineage: Eukaryota; Metazoa; Arthropoda; Arachnida; Mesostigmata; Phytoseiidae. Bases 1 to 762 code for a protein of 253 amino acids. The record is from RefSeq and is a predicted model, not a curated record. Gene Ontology annotation, molecular function: protein binding. The transcript is spliced from 5 exons.